Messenger RNA from Seminavis robusta, 708 nucleotides. The record is from the annotation of a GenBank genome assembly. NCBI's taxonomy places the organism in Eukaryota, Bacillariophyta, Bacillariophyceae, Naviculales, Naviculaceae.
AUGACAGCCACGUUGGGGAUCUAUGCGGAUCUCAAAAGGGGCCUUGAAGAAUCGGGAUUGCCCUUGGAGGAAUUCGCACGCUCUUUGAAUGCACCUGGCAAGUGGAAUCAGUUGUAUUUGGACUUGACAUGCCAGACCAUGAAACACAUAUUGGCCACCAAGGGCAAGCCGCCUGUGAGUAAGCAGGAAUGCGGAGUCGUCCUUGCUACCUUUGCCAAGAUCACGUUCAACAAAGCCGUGGUUGAUAUAUGGUACAAGAAAAAGCCGACAACACCUGGUCAGAUAGCAACGACAAUCUCCAAGGACCUCUACAACUUGCUCAGCACUCCAUCUGAAAAAGCCAAGUUUGGGUACGCCAAAGUGGAGCCAUGGGAGGAAUCAAAGCUAGCGAUGUGUUACCAAAAUGUUGGACGCUACGUCAGGAAGCUUCCAGACACUUACGAAGCUUUGUUUGUGUACACCGUUUGGGACCAGGGAGACUACUACGAGCUGGAACCCCAUGCCCUGGUGCGAGACAAAGCUACUAAGCAAGUCAAAGAUAUCACCCCGACCCUGGAAGCACUAAAGGGCCAACCUUCGUUGCCCAAAGUAUGCUUUGUGGAGCAUUCUUGUCUUGUCAACGUGAUUUGCUCGGCCAAUGCGAUCAGACUCCAGUACGGGUUUAUUGUGGAGAAGACUAAAAAAAGCAAGCGAUUUGGACGCACUUGA